AAAAGAUUCAAGGCGACGGAGAUUAGAAUGCAUUCUAUCGACGCCAUGGCGUCGAUUCUGGGAGUCGUCACGGGUGUCAUUGGGAUUGUCGACUUUGCCAUCAAGCAGGUGACAAAGAUCUCCGAGCUGGUCAAGGAGCCCAAGAAAACAAUUCGCAAAUGCAAGGAGUUCGCGGAUGAGCUGGUCCUUACAGAACCUCUGCUGCAAUACAUCAAGGAGUAUUUCAGAGGAGUCCCGGCCGAUAGCGCAACCAUGGGCAUCCUGGUGAUUCUUUCUCAAGCGAUCUGGGAUGCCAGAGUCACAAUCGAGGAGGUCCAUCAUCUUUCGACCUGGAAAAGAUAUCGCCGGGCAAAGGCCAUUGGGGCGAACCUUGAGCGCUGCAUAAUCCAGUAUCGCGCCGCUCUGGAUCGCCUGGUGCUCCUGCAGACCUUCAGGACGAUGAUCUCUGUUGAUGCGCUGCGUCAGCUCAACGGCAGCAAGGAGAAGUUGAAAGCUCUCGAGAAGGAAGUGAAGAGCAUUCAUUCUGAGCUGGCGGAAGUCAGCAGCUCUUUCUCAGCAAUGCCUGAUGUGUUGGCUGAUUCAGCACCUCGGUCAGGUCAGAUUAAGGAGAGGCUACAACAAACCCAAACUGUUGCGGAGCUGCAAGCCAAAGUCAAGGAAAUACAGCAGAACCCCAGACUUGUGAAGGCGCUACGAGUGCUGGGCUUGACUGACGAGAAUUCAUCUGCCGAGUUGGAAAAGCUCCAGCAGUUGCUGCGGGACGAGAAGCUCCGUGAGUUUGAUGAUGAGUAUUUGGAGCCUGUAGAGGAUGCAAACAAGCUGGUGUUCAGGAGCAAAGACACGGAAUUUCAACGGUUCAGAUUGAAGAAAAGUGUGGAUCUCUUGACCGAGGGCACUCUGGUCAUGGUGAAGUUCUUCCUGGGGGCUGCUACAAAUGCAAGGGGCGACGAACUGCGGAACUUUCGGAUCCAAGUGCAAUAUCUACAAUGGGUCGCAUCUCAAGGCAACACCUGCAAAAUUCUUGGUUUUUACAGGAGGAGGCACGACUUCGGCAUUGUGAUGAAGAACUACGAGGGCUUUACCCUGGAGAGUCGCAUCCGCGAGGGAAAGCUCCAGAGAUCCGAGUACCUACAUGUGGCCUACCUCUUGGCUCAGACAGUGGACGUGCUGCACAAUGCAGGCUUGAUCAUCGGCGACCUUUCUCCGCGGGGCAUCUUUCUGGAAUUCAACAUGCGGCCUGUGAUUGCCGACUUUGGCCUGUCCAGAGUAGCCGCCAUGUCGUUCAUCAGCUUCAGUGUUGCGACUGCUGAGGAGAAGGACGUGGAGCCCUACCUAGCACCUGAAGUAUGGAUGGACCAUCCAACACCGGCAAGCGACGUGUGGAGCCUAGCUUGCAUUCUGGUGGAGAUGAUCACCGGCGUGCGGCCCCACAACCUGGUCCCCGAUCUUGAGGAGUGGGUUGGCGAGGCGAAGCACUCUCCAAAGCUGCCCGCCCCUUCCGAGAUAGGGCCACCUACUGGGAUUGGGCCUGCUCUUCAUGAGACACUGCAGGCUUGCUUCAAGCCUGAUGCUGAGCAGCGUUUACGGCUCGGUGGCUCUGAUGGGUUGUUGCGACGUCUUGAGAUCUACCAUGCAGCGGAGGUGAGCGGAAGGCCUGAGCAGCUGUGAACCUGAAGAAGAGCUUGACACAGUUGUCUAACCAUAUUCAAUCACGUCUGAGCAUUUGCAAUAAGGUGUACGCCAGGAAAUUUUUUAUUCUUUUUUUUUCUUUUUUCCGUCGAGUCUUUUUAAUGUGGAGAUCAUGCUUUUUUGGAACUCCCAGGCCUAUGGAAACUUCAGGCUAGGCAUCUAAGAAGUGAUUUAUAUGUUAUCUCAAGGAAUGUUGGUUUGAAGUUGUUCAAAAAGUCUCUAAGAUAUUGUAGUGGCUCAACUGACCGCUCAAGUCUAGCUGUUUGCU
This is a messenger RNA of Klebsormidium nitens, 1957 nucleotides long. The record is from the annotation of a GenBank genome assembly. Lineage: Eukaryota; Viridiplantae; Streptophyta; Klebsormidiophyceae; Klebsormidiales; Klebsormidiaceae.